This is a messenger RNA of Synchiropus splendidus (mandarinfish), 4934 nucleotides long. Its product is annotated as E3 ubiquitin/ISG15 ligase TRIM25-like. The record is from RefSeq and is a predicted model, not a curated record. Bases 135 to 2087 code for a protein of 650 amino acids. Gene Ontology annotation, molecular function: protein binding. The transcript has 10 exons. NCBI's taxonomy places the organism in Eukaryota, Metazoa, Chordata, Actinopteri, Syngnathiformes, Callionymidae.
GGUGGGUCGAACCAGGAAGCUGCCUCUGGGUGUUUGCUCUCUUCGCUCAGUGCUGGACGGGUUCGCUGCGGCGGUGCAGUCCUGAAAUCGAACUGUCGUACGGUGAGCGUUGAUCUGUAAAGAAAAGGCUGAAAAUGUCGGGCUCUCCGUCUCUCAUGAACUUGAAAGAUGACCUGACGUGCAGUAUCUGUCUGUGUGCCUUUGACUACCCGGUUACAAUCCCAUGUGGUCACAAUUUCUGCCAAAGUUGCCUCCUGGCCACCUGGAAGGACUCCUACUGCUGCCCACAGUGUAGGACAGUCUUCGCAACCAAGCCGGAUCUGAAGAAGAACACGACACUCAGCAAUGUCGUUGAGUCCUUCAAAGCUCGCUCUCCUGAGAGCCCUGAGCCGCCUGAGUUGAAGACUCAGGUUAUGGCCUCAGAGAGAGAGCAGAAGAAAGUCAUUCUUUGUGAUUCUUGCCUGGAGGCGCCGGCGUCCCACACCUGUCUCACCUGCAUGGCCUCUUACUGCGAGGUCCAUCUUCGGCCUCACCGGGAGAACCCGGUGUUUAAGGUCCACCAGCUGAGUGAGCCAAUACAGGAUCUGUUGGAGCGCAUCUGCAAGGACCACUACAAGAUGAUGGACUUUUUCUGCCCCCAGCAUUGUAGUCCCAUCUGCAGCGUCUGCCUGCAGCAGGUGCACAGCAUGUGCAACUUCACCUCACUGGAGCAGCACAAGGGAGCCCACGAGGCUGGCCUGCAGAAAAAAUGUCAGUUACUGGACGAGAAGAUCAUGAAAAAUCAUGCAGUCAUUGAUCAGAUGAAGGACAUGCAGACCACCCUCAAGAAUUCUGCCAUGGCCCAAAAACAUGCGUUGGCCACGGAGUACCGUCACAUUCAGGAGAUGUUGGCUCAGGAAGAGCAUGAAGCCAUGAAGGCUUUGGACCAAGAGAUGGAGACAGCUCAGGGCAGACUCCAGACACUCACCAAGAGGUUCCAUGAGAACAUCAAGUCCAUGGGCAAAGCUAAGGAGGACAUUGCUGAUCUGUUGCAUCAGUCGCAGACCAUUGCAUUUCUUCAGACCAACUAUGACCUGCCGCAAGCCGCAUCCUUCGACCCCUAUGCUCCUCGACUGAGCCUGGAUUCCAAGAAAGUGAUGGCUGCCCAGGGGUUUGCGGUGCACCUGAAGGAAUUUCUCAGUGGGAUCCUCCGAGUGCCACUGGGCGACAGGAUGUUGCUUUUGAAAAAAGAAACUGCUUCUGGGUUCACUCCGUCCAAGAAACCUGAGAGGGAGGGAGCCACAUCUCUGCCUUCCCCUUUAUAUGGCCCAUUCUCCCAAUUUCCACCUUCACCUCAAGGGACGGACGCCAAAAAGAAGCCCCAAAAGCCCACCAAAAAGGGCUCUCAGAGCUCAUCCGGUGGGAUGGGCAACAAAAGCCUCCAGCGCUCGAUGGAAAACCUGUUGGACUUCGGAGGAGAGAGAAAAGGGUUGGGCCAACCUCCCAGACCUGAAACCACCGAGCUGAAAGAAUCUCCGGACAUGAUGGUUUUUGUGAAGCGCUCUGACCUCCUGAAGUAUGGCACUGUGCUCACUUUCGAUCCCAAAACAGCCAACAAACGCAUCAUCCUGAGCGAAGACCUCACGAAAGCUUCUGUGUCAGAGGAGCCUGUUCACCUCCCUGAGUGUCCAGAGCGCUUUGCCGUUUGCUCCCAGGUGCUCACUUCCAAGGGUUUUUCUAGAGGGCGCCACUACUGGGAAGUCCGUCUGAGCAACAACAACUUCAUUGGGAUCGGCUUGGCGUAUGGUAGCAUCAACCGCAAAGGCCCCAGCAGCCGACUGGGCCGCAACAGCCAGUCUUGGUGCGUGGAGUGGUUCAACGUGAAGCUGUCUGCCUGGCACAACAGCAUCGAGACGGUGCUGUCCAAUCCAAACCCCAAACGUGUGGGGGUGUUGGUGGACUGCGAGGAGGGCACUGCUACUUUUUACACCGUGGCAGACAGAGCGUAUCCCUUCCACUGCUUCGUGUUUCCCUUCACUGAAACAGUGUAUCCUGCCAUCUGGAUUUUCUCCAGUGGCUUGUCCGUCUCACUGUGCAAGCUGCACUGAGCGACUCCUCCAUUUAUGCCCCUUUCAUAUUUGAUUUGGCUCUUAAGAAUCCCAUUUAGUCUUGAACGCGAUUUAAAUGUGUUUUCUGGCUCCCAAUCCCCCUUUGAUAUCAAAGGUCACAAGCGCAUCAACUUACUGAGUAAGACAGUAAGACCUUGAUGUGCCGGGCUCCUCCAAUGGUGACAUGGUCAACCACAGCCUCUCAUUGGUAAAGAAUUCCUGAUCAGCCUCCUAACCACAUUACAUGGACACAUUCCAUCUCCACAACAAUGUGGACACAAUGCGUCUCUCUUUGUAUUGUGCUUUGCUGGUGUCAGACUUUUUUCAAUGGGUUUUCAUAAGUGGUCCUGAGAAGCACACAUUGGUGAUCAGAAAACACUUUUAAUUGCUAGAUAACCUAAAAAAAUAUUGUCACCAUGAUAAGACCAGUGAGACCGCAGUGAUACCGGUAAAAUAAUACUAAUAAUAAAAAAGAUGUUCUAGAGGAAACAUGCAGAGUUUGCUGUGGCGGGGCAUUUGUGUGCCGUAGAUAAUGGCAUGCGUCACUGCACCACACCAUGCUAGAGGACUCUGCUGUGUACUCUCUAUGUAGGGCUGCACAAUUGUUUGCCAUAGCUCCCCACUAAAAGUAAGAUCGAGGAAUAAAUCAAGUCAGUAUCUUUCAAAACAAUGGUGCAGCUCUACUGGUGUUCCAUGUUCAUGGAGACAAACUCAUUUGAAACUCCUCGCUUCAGUGGAGGUUUCUAAUGUGAGCAAACUGCAAACAGCAGACAGCUUGGUUCAGAAUCACGGCCAACUAUAGUCUCUGACUUGCAGUUGUUCGUGGCGGACAAGGCACAUCGUCAGGCUGUUUUAACUGGCUUUGUCUGCCAGUUGAAGACGAUGUCUUGACAGCCACUUCUGCCCUCACACACGUCUGAAGAGGUCUACAGUCAGAUACGACUGGUCUUCGUGUGCGGCACCACUGCAGGAUUUACUCAGAACCUCCAGGAUCUGCCUUUCAGUUAACUCCAGGUCUGUUUUAUGAGGUGACACUUCUGACAUCGCAUUGGAAUGAAGACCUUGUGGACAAAUUCAAACAUAAGAACCAACUUUUUUGUUCUAAAAUUACACAUCCAAUGACAGUGACACUCUGGGAAUUCAAAAUGACAUUAAAAAACAAGACACCAAAACAAUUUAUAAAUAAAAAGCUUCAGUAAAGUGAAUGAUAAAGUGGCGUUCUAAUCUAGAUGUCACCGUCAGACAUAUGAGAGAAAUUGAAAAUGAAUUCAUAGUAAUUUGACUGACUUCAAGGCUUCAAAUGAGAUGUUUUCAUUCCUCAGUGUACAGAACUAAAUUAGCGUGAUGAACAUAAGUCUUCCAUAUUUCAUAUUUUUGGCAGACAUUAUGGUUUCCAACUAAAGGCAGCAAAAUCCUGGAGUAACUGAUUUCCUGCAGUUCUUUUUGUAGUGUCCCACUGGCAUGCUGUAGGAAGCCACCUCCCACAGCUGUACACUGUAUCAUGUGUAUUGUUCAGGUAACUGAGGAGGCUGCCAUGCUUUUACAAUACUCCUGGGUUACAUUUAAUCUGCACGAUUAAAUCCCUGAUGGCUGGUGUGGGCUGUGAGCACCCUCGUGGUCAAACACCCCACAGAGAAGAGCGGCCCUGGGUCUGAUGUGGGGGACUUCUGGCUGAUGGUGGCUCCAUACAGAAGCUGCUUCAGUUCAGUCACAUGCCUUUGAUGCUUUUGUUUGAGAUGCAUGUCAGGCUCUGAACUGAGAAGGACACUUUGUUGUGUUUUUUUUUUUUUUUAUUUGUUCUUCUUUGUACAUAGCUCUUACUAAUCUGCGACAUACACUUCUGUGCCGUUUGGUAUUUCAACUGAUUGGUGGAAGAUGGUGAAUAAUAGCCUUGUUUCAUGAUCAUCAUAAAUGAUGCCAGGGAAUGUGGGAAUAUGAUCAUUUUCGAAUUAUGGUAAUAUUAUAUGGACUAUAAUUUCAUGAAGUUAUUAAUACGUUUUGAAGUCAAUAGUUAAUAAGGUUCAGUGAUGGAAGUACAGUUGAUUCUUCAAUACAUCCAUCUUCACUUAGCCACCCAAGAUGUAAUCCAAAGUGUCAGCACCAACCAACUGCCCCUUGGUUUCUUGUCUAAUGUGUGGAUGAAGUGCUGUGGGUUUUUAUUCAUUUUGGGUGCUUGGGUUAUGGUCAUACUGUAAAUCAAGAAUUUAUUGGAAUGGUGCAACUAUUUUUGAACCAUUUUCUGUUAAGAUAAAAUCCAAACCCGAUUUCAUGUGCACAAAAAAAAAAAAAAAACUAGAUCAAGUCAAAGCUGGUCAGUGUUGUGCCCUUUAAAGAUUGCUGUCCAAGCUUGGCUUAUGACAUUUUGCAUAAACUGCAUUGUUGUAUCAAAUAAUUCCUGACAGACUUCAAUAAAUGUGUAUGGUCUGUUUAAAAUUUGGUGCCCUUGUUGGACUGACAUGUACAGAGGAGAGCUAGCCAGUACAUUGGUAGGAAGAUGUUGAGGUUGGAACUGCCAGGCAGAAGGUGGAGAGGAAGGCCAAAGAGGAGAUAUGGACGUGGUGAAGGAGGACAUGAGGUUUGUAGGUUUGAGAGAAGAGGAAGCAGAGGACAGGGUGAGAUGGAGGAGGAUGAUCCGCUGUGGCGACCCCGAAAAGGGUGAAGCCGAAAGAAAAAGAAGAAGAAGCCCUUGUUGGACUGAGCUCCUGUUGUUGACAUGGAUGUAUUCAUGAGUCAUGAAGUGAAAUAAAAAAAUAAAACGCGCGUUUGCAUGUGUCUACCUGUAUUCAUAUUCUUGUAUGGACCAAUCUUUGACAAGACGCUGCUCUUGUGAGGACAUUUCAGCUGCUA